Messenger RNA from Lucilia sericata (common green bottle fly), 422 nucleotides. Its product is annotated as myoglobin-like. Lineage: Eukaryota; Metazoa; Arthropoda; Insecta; Diptera; Calliphoridae. The record is from RefSeq and is a predicted model, not a curated record. Gene Ontology annotation, molecular function: oxygen binding; heme binding.
CUAAAUUUAUCUUUAUAUAUAAUUGACGGUUUCUACAGAGCUUUAAUAAAGACUUUUAACACACCAACAUGAAUUGCGAUGAAGUAUAUGAGAUCAAAAAAACUUGGGAAAUACCCGCUGCUACACCCACAGAGUCCGGUGUGGCGAUAUUGUUAAAAUUUUUACAAAAUAUCCGUCCCAAUUUGGAAAAGUUUUAUUCAUUUAAAGAUCUGCCAAUUGAUGAAUUAAAAAACAAUGCCCGCUUCAAAGCCCAUGCCGUGCGCAUUAUUAAAGUUUUUGAUGAAUCCAUACAAAUGUUGGGACAUGAUUGGUCGGGACCAAAGCUAGAGGAAAUGUGGUCAAAAGUUGCAGUGUCACAUUUUAAUCGACAAAUUGAAAAACAAUCGUUUAAUGUAAGUUGUGAAAUCUCAAAAAAAAAAAAU